AUGAUCAUACCCGAGUCGUUACAGUUUGCCAUUUCCACUUUGUCAUGGACGCUUAGAGCAGGUUGUCUAGCUCAUAUAAUUCACGAAAAUGUUUACGAGUUUACAGAAACGAGGGGCGAAUCGAUGCUACCCACAGUGCAGAACCAACAUGAUUAUGUACAUGCAUUCAAGAAAUAUAAACUCGGACGAAAUUUGGAAAUGGGAGAUUGCGUCGUAGCAAUGAAACCAAGUGAUCCAUCGCAUCGGAUCUGCAAACGUAUUACGGGUAUGCCAGGGGACAUUGUUUUGAUAGAUCCAUCUUCAUCUUCGUUUUUGACAAACACUCCCAGCGAAAUCGUUCAGCAUGACGGGUUUAACAAAUUUAUAAAAGUACCGGAGGGACACGUGUGGUGUACUGGUGACAACCUCUGUCAUUCUUUAGAUUCAAGGUCUUACGGGGUGCUCCCUAAGGCGCUAAUCACCGGGAAGAUUGUUGCUGCAAACUCCAUGAAUGAUGGAAUCAAUGGGUUCUUCAAUUUCAGGUGGAUAAAGAACACAUUUGUUGAUGAAACCUGA
This is a messenger RNA of Lodderomyces margitis, 555 nucleotides long. RefSeq names its product endopeptidase catalytic subunit (gene IMP1). NCBI's taxonomy places the organism in Eukaryota, Fungi, Ascomycota, Pichiomycetes, Serinales, Debaryomycetaceae. Gene Ontology annotation, molecular function: serine-type endopeptidase activity. The record is from RefSeq and is a predicted model, not a curated record. The transcript has a single exon. The coding region runs from base 1 to 555 and encodes 184 amino acids. Gene Ontology annotation, cellular component: mitochondrial inner membrane peptidase complex; membrane.